Prorocentrum cordatum is the source of this 345-nucleotide messenger RNA. The record is from the annotation of a GenBank genome assembly. NCBI's taxonomy places the organism in Eukaryota, Dinophyceae, Prorocentrales, Prorocentraceae.
AUGGCGAAGGGCCGCAGGUUGGCCGCAUCCGCGGGCACGGCAAUGGCCCGCGGCACCCCCGGGGGGCAGAAGCCGAGCGGCCCGAGUCUCGAAGUUGACGCGGUCCCCCAGCCUGUGUUGGAUUACGCCAAGCAGUUCGAGUCGUUCGACAAGCGGCUCGCGGCGCAGGAGCAGGCGAUGCCCCCGCCAGCCCUGCCGGCGCAGAUCGUCCUGCACGAUGCCAGGAGGAUCUGCCACAUUGCAUUCGAGAAGCGCUCGCGGGCGGCUGUUUGGACCACUCGGUGCGGAGUGUAUUUCGCCAGCUGUCGCGGCGCCCGGCUCGCCGAUGUGCUAUCGAGUGGUUGA